UAUGUCUCACAUCAAAACAAAAACAAAUUGUGUAUCGUGAUUCUGCUGAAAGUUGUUGGAGGGGGGAUGUUGAUAUGUGUGGCUUUAUUCUAAGCCGCUUUGAAUUACUGUUCGCGGACUGGCAAAAUAUUACAUGAAAAGUCCGAAUUGUGUCUGCAGUGUUCGGAUACGCCCAAAUAAAACAUAUUACUGAAGAUGUGCCCCUCCUUUAGAGACCCCUAAUAAAUCAAUUUCCCAUAUUGCAGAUGACUGUUUUGAUUUGUGACUAAAAAUAAAUAGAGCGUUGAAAUGAUGGAUGAAAUAUGGCUUUCCUUUAUUCUUCAAUAUUGUGAAGUAAUGUGGUAUCUUCCGUCACGAAAUACUGGCUUCAGUAUUCUAGUGAAUGCGAGCAAGUAUGUGGCAACAACUCUGUGGCUUCCAUAUUAUGAAAUUAUCUAGUGUUAAGCGUACAUUCUAUCAAACAACUCAAUGACUGUAAUGCGACAGUCUUCAAAGGAAUAAAAGUUAACGUUGCAGUUGAGCGGCAAACGCUGCAACCUUCGUAGCUAUAUAACAAAGCCAUGUAACAGUAAAUAUGCUUAACUAAUCAUCAUCGGAUUCUCAUGCCUACCCGUUUUGCUGUGUUUUGCUCCAGUGUACUAUUUUGUUGCAGGAACCUGGCUUCGUGCAACUAUGAAGGGUGUAGAGAUACGUAAGUUGUCUCCUGGAAAGGCAGAUAACACAUUAAAAUCUAUGUAAAUGGUUUAAAAUGUUCAAGAUGUGAUGUGCUAAAUAGUUAUACACACAUUCCUCAUUUGUUGUUUUUUUAUUGAGUACCAGCCAUUAGAUUGACGAUUAGUCAGGAGUUGUAUGUCAACAAUGCCACGUCGUAAACUACCUCAAACGUUGUAUAAACUGUGCUUGGAGGAAGCAGAAUUGUUAAUAGCAAAUUCUUGUCAGAAUAUUCAUGACAGAUAUGGAAAUUAUGAUGACGAAUUUUGCAGAAUUGCUGCCCAGGAGCUGCAGAGUUACUUACUGCUAAACAUUCCAGGCAUUUUACUGGAUGACAUAUGCGACCGCAGAAGGUUUUCAGCACACAGCACACAGAAUUAUGAUCCACGAAUAAGUCUCUCCAUAUACAUACACAAAAAUAUGAGGAAAUUCUUCAUAAGUGAGACGUCUGAUGAGAAAAAAAUUGGAUCGGGUGACUCAUUCUGGGUAACACAGUUAAGCAAAUUACAAAACAUUGUGGUCCUGGACAUGCAUUUAGCUUGUACAGAUGAGAUAUUAGAAGUUGUGGGCAGAACUUGCUUGAAAUUGGAACAAAUCAAUAUUGUGUCAAGGUUGGAACCAGACAAAGGAAAAAUAAAUUCUUAUCCAUUUAAUGCAUUGAAACUAAAAUUCUUUGUGUCAGAUGAUGGUUUACAUCAUUUGAAAAACUGUAAACUUCUGAAAUACAUCACUAUGAACAAGAUAAUUCGUAGUCAUGUUGGUGGCAAAAUGAUGACACCUGCUGGUAUAAGAGGCCUCGUGAAGUCUCUUCCUCAGUUGCAAUCCAUUUCCUACAAUUACAUGGGUAUUGUUCUUGGUGAAGAAAUGGAUGACAUUGACUAUCUACCUCUUACCUGUAUCAGUGACUACAUUGCUGAUGUUAAACACACUCAAGCUAUUGCAAGGUUGUGUCUUAACUUGCAUCAUUUGUGCUUGGGGGUGCAAAGUGACAUUAUUGCUCCUGAGAUUCUAAAUACUUUAACAAACAGUAGUCUUCAAUUAGUUGUGCUUGAAUUAGACCAGUUCCCAUUUUGUGAUGAGAUGGUUCAAUUCUUGAUAGAAAAAGGAAAAGCUCUACAUAGCCUAAGGUUGCGAUCAGGAAAUAUUUUACACCCUAAGCAUGUACGCAUAAUUGGAGAGACUUGCCCAAAUUUAAAAAGCCUUUCACUCAGAGAGAGAGAUACAUGGAAAUAUUUAGGCAGAGUGUGUGAGAUGCCAAGCAGUUUUACAACAUGCAGUCAAGUGCUUUUCAGUAAUUUAGAAUGUCUUAAAAUUGAAGGUACUGACUGGAUACCUAAAGACAUCAUUCCUCUACUUCUGAUUAAUGCCAAACACAUAGAAAAACUGUCCAUCUUUAAGAGAAACCAUUUUGAUCCAAUAGAGCCUAUUCUUUUCCAUGUCCUAAAAUAUAAUCCUCUUCAUCACCUGAAAAAAUUUUAUUUACUGUUAGGCUGUGAUAUAAAAAUGUGUACAGUUGUGUAUCUUGCUAAGAACUGCUUAAGCAUAAGAGAAUUAGCGUUUUCAAAAUAUGGCACUGAUGGAUCUGCAGAACUGAAAGAACUGAAUGAAGACAUCAAAAGAUUAAAUUUAGAUCUAAAAGUUUGUCCAUUUAAACUAGAGUGAUUUG
Schistocerca americana (American grasshopper) is the source of this 2377-nucleotide messenger RNA. RefSeq lists its product as uncharacterized. Lineage: Eukaryota; Metazoa; Arthropoda; Insecta; Orthoptera; Acrididae. The coding region runs from base 850 to 2373 and encodes 507 amino acids. The transcript has 2 exons. The record is from RefSeq and is a predicted model, not a curated record.